UUUUGGUUUUGAACACUACUGUGGCACAAAGACAACGCUGAAAAUGUCUCCGAACAUGACAUGUGAAGCUCUCCACUCUUUUUCUCCAAGGCUAUCUCUUGCCAAAAGAAAAGAGGCUCUUGAACUGAGAAAGACUAUGAAACCGCUCAUGGAGAAAAGAAGACGCGCCCGUAUUAACGACAGCCUGAACCGCUUAAAAAACCUAAUCCUUCCCCUUACAGGCAGAGAUCACUCUCGCUUCUCCAAGCUUGAGAAAGCAGACGUCCUGGAAAUGACCGUGCGGUUCCUCAGUGACAUUAAACCCAACACUAACAGUUCUGUAGACAGUUACCGGGAAGGUUAUAAGACUUGCCUCAAACGCGUGUCUGGUCUGCUUCCCCAAACCAGCUUGGCUCAAGACACACACCAGCGCGUCAACGACUUUGUCCAGCAGUCCAUGUCCGCCACUGUCACCCCAACCUGCCUGAACUGCUGCGCUCAGAGCUCAAUGACUUUGCCUCAGAUUCACCAGAGACUCCUGAGCAUCAAAUCAAGCUUCAACUCCAGGCUGGAGAGCCAACAACGCAGUAGCGCAGUGGCCCCCAGCCAAGAGCAGUCAGACCCGCAGACUGCAAUGUGGAGACCUUGGUAGAUUUCUUAAGUGGUCUUCCAAUAGCUGUAAAAAAAAAAGACGGUGAUGUGUUUAAUGUUAGGAAACAUGUUGAGAUAACAUCACUUGUAAAUACGCACAGUGAUUUGUCGUUUUGUAUCAUUAUACAAAACGACAAAUAAUUAUACAUAAUUAUUAUAAUUAUAUACUCAUUUUGCGCGCGAGUCUAUUGUCCCGUAUAAGUGACAAGUGUAGACAGUCGUGUAUAUAUGAAUUUUUUAAAAUCUGCAUGUAUGAUACGUUAAAUAUUUAGUCCUCUUGCGGAACUAAGUAAUUAAGGGCACUGAAACAGCCCUGUAAGAACCCAAAGGGUCAUUUUAUGUAUGAAUUUGCACAAUAGACUUCAGAGUCCUGAAUCUGUGCAGAUGAACUUGUAGACAUAAAAUG
This is a messenger RNA of Archocentrus centrarchus (flier cichlid), 1036 nucleotides long. Its product is annotated as transcription factor HES-2-like. The transcript has 4 exons. The record is from RefSeq and is a predicted model, not a curated record. The coding region runs from base 44 to 631 and encodes 195 amino acids. Lineage: Eukaryota; Metazoa; Chordata; Actinopteri; Cichliformes; Cichlidae. Gene Ontology annotation, molecular function: protein dimerization activity.